Trichomonas vaginalis G3 is the source of this 321-nucleotide messenger RNA. RefSeq lists its product as uncharacterized. The record is from RefSeq and is a predicted model, not a curated record. The transcript has a single exon. Bases 1 to 321 code for a protein of 106 amino acids. NCBI's taxonomy places the organism in Eukaryota, Parabasalia, Trichomonadida, Trichomonadidae.
AUGACGAAAACUAUUGAGAUAACAAACUACAACGGUCAUGAGUUCAAGAAUUUGUUCUUUGUUCCUCGUGAAAAUACAUUCUAUCAGAUACGAGGGAGAAAGGGUAAAGUUAGUUUGAGCGUUUAUGAUAGUAAACAUAAUGGAAAGUUUAUACAAGCAUAUGAUACAAACGGUAAGCGUGUUUCAUUAGCUUUGUCAAAACUUACUAACAUUUAUUUUGACAGUGACUUUGACCUAUAUGAAGAAGAAAGUGAGUCAGAAGAUUAUGAGUUGUUAUGUGAAGCACAGCAAUGGGAGGAGUUGCAAUACUUUUGUAAGUGA